UCAGAAGAAUCGUAAGGGAGUGGUUAGCGCAUGCGCAGUCGCAUGGCAACAAGUGGCUUGUCACUUCGUAGCAGAACUGCGGAACGUGGUGCUGACGUCACCGGGCCAGCCAGGUGGCAUUCCGAGGAGAAGAAGCGCGUGCACCUCUCAGUAACUGAAUAGCGGAGCGGAGAGGAGCGCUUCAACAUGUCUUCGGCGCAAGUCUCCUCGUCGAGGAGACAGUCGUGUUAUUUGUGCGAUCUGCCGCGCAUGCCGUGGGCCAUGAUUUGGGACUUUACGGAGCCCGUGUGCAGGGGUUGCGUGAACUACGAGGGCGCGGAUCGGAUCGAGUUCGUCAUCGAGACGGCGCGCCAUCUGAAACGGGCUCAUGGCUUUCAGGAGGGGAGAUCCCCGGGUCCCGCGCCGCCGCCUGCGGUGAAGACACAAGCGGGGAUGUCAUCCAAGGAAUCCGUGCAGCUGAACCAUGUGGACGGGUCGUCUAAACAGCAGCAACAACAGCAGCAGCAGCAACAACAACAGUCUGGUUUGGACCGAUACGCGCUCAAUACAGAGAGAUCCCGCUUUGAUUAUUCCAGCAUUGGCGCGCACAGACUUCCUAAUGGGAUCGGUGGACCAAACGGCUUUCCCAAAUCAGACGACGGGCCGCCUGAAUUGAACAGACAGAGCCCGAAUUCGCGUCGGAACCACGGGCUGGUGGCGGUGGCGGGACAGAUGAGCGUGCCGCCGAAUUUGCUUCCGCAAACCCUGCUGAACGGCCCACCGUCGGCGGCGGGUAUAGCCCAGCACAGCCUGACCGGGCGACCCCCUCCUACGUCGGGCAGCAUCGGACCGGGAAUGACACUAUCAGAGCAAGGUAAAAGACCCGGUUCUGUUUCCAGCACGGACCAAGAGAGGGACCUGAAAGAAAAGCAGCGUAACGCGGAGGCUCUGUCUGAACUUAGUGAAAGUUUGAGGAACAGGGCGGAGGACUGGGCGAACAAACCCAAAAUAGUAAGGGAGACGCUAAUCACACUUUCCAGUUGCACCCCGUUUGAUGUGCGGUUCAAAAAAGACCAUGCACUCCUGGGUAGGGUGUUUGCUUUCGAUGCCAUUUCUAAGCCAGGCAUGGACUAUGAGCUUAAAAUAUUCAUUGAAUAUCCCAGUGGAUCUGGUAAUGUGUUUUCCAGCGCGUCUGGUGUAGCCAAACAGAUGUAUCAAGACUGCAUGAAAGACUUUGGCAGGGGGCUCUCCUCUGGUUUUAAAUAUUUGGAAUACGAGAAAAAGCACGGUACGGGUGACUGGAGACUCUUGGGUGAUUUACUACCGGAGUCGGUGCGUUUCUUUAAGGAGGGGCUCGGUGGUGAAAUGUUACCCCAGCCUUACAUCGACGCCAGCUGCCCCCUGUUGCCCUCGGCGCUGGUCAACAUGCCCCGGGCUGUGGCGUCGGGCAGCGCGCUCAGGACGGGCGUGCGUAAACGCAAAGCCUCUCCAGAACCGGACUCGGCGGAGAGCGAGCAGCAGAGACAGCAGUGGAUGGCGAGUCAAAGCGAAGCCCUUAAACUCACCAUGGCAUCCGGAUCGUUCACAGCCUCACACGGCGGACCCCCACCCCUCGGAUCAGUCCACUCCAGCCGAGCCACACCGCCCGAAUCCGCCCCCCAAAACGGACAGUCCCCUAUGGCUGCGCUCAUGUCAGUCGCAGACACUUUGGGUAAUGCGCACUCACCAAAGGACAACAAUUCCGUGCACUCCACCACGUCUACACGACACAACAGUAGCAGCCCGGUCUCCCCCGCGUCUGUCUCCGGGCAACGGCGUUUAGCCUCCAGAAAUGGGGAGAUUAGUCUAUCCGGGACACCUUCCCAAUCCGGUGCGCAUCAGGGCAUGGAUCAGGUGCACCCACAGAACAUUCCAGACUCGCCUAUGGCAAAUAACGGACCUUUGUGUUGUACUAUCUGUCACGAACGUUUAGAAGACACGCACUUCGUUCAGUGUCCGUCAGUUCCUAACCACAAGUUUUGCUUCCCGUGCUCCCGAGAGAGCAUCAAAGCGCAGGGGGCCACGGGAGAGGUGUACUGCCCCAGCGGAGAGAAAUGUCCCCUGGUAGGGUCUAACGUGCCUUGGGCUUUCAUGCAAGGCGAGAUAGCGACCAUUUUAGCUGGGGAUGUCAAAGUAAAGAAAGAAAGAGACCCUUAAAUAUGAAUAUAUAUGCUUCCUGCAUCAGAAACAGUCUAUUUACGGUUGUGUAAACCCCGUGAGCUGCCUACCAAACAGCGUUUUUUCUGAUCACAGGUGCGCGCGAUUUGGGCACCAUAUAGACGCGCGUUAAGUGCGCAAACAUGCGUUGCACGUGGGCAGCUCGCUAGGUUUUACAACAGAGCGUACUUGUUGUGAAUAUUGAAGUUACAAAAAUAGUCCAGUGUACAGAGACAUUCGCGCCACGAAGGAGGAGGCGGUGGUGUGCGUGGAAACAUUUUUACGGCACUUUUACGGUUUACGUUUCUAUUCGAUUUCAUACUUGUUUCCACAUCUACAUGUACAAUCCCAAGCAAAAAAAAAUUAUUAUUAUUAUUAACGAAUACACUUUUGUGGUAGGUAUAACAAACGAAGUGAGUCCAAGAGAGGGCAUUUGUUGUUUUUUGAUCUUGUCAUUUUUUUAGUAUGAUCUUGAAAACAGCGAUUUUUGAUUUGUAUCCCGUGGUAUGAGAAAACAGAUAUAUUUUAUUACGUGAGUUCAUUCUCUCUUUUUGCUUUAAAAGUUGCACGGACGCUUUAGUAGAGCAGAAAAUACUGUAAAUGAAAAAAGAAAUGCUCUGUUUGUUUAUACAUAUUUCUGUAGUAACAGAAGACUUGUAACGUGCCUUGGAGCGGAGUAAAUUGUAAUAAAUUCAUUAAUAUUAA
Molecule: messenger RNA, 2880 nt
Organism: Misgurnus anguillicaudatus (oriental weatherfish)
Lineage: Eukaryota; Metazoa; Chordata; Actinopteri; Cypriniformes; Cobitidae
Gene: irf2bpl
Product: interferon regulatory factor 2 binding protein-like
Biological process (GO): regulation of transcription by RNA polymerase II
Cellular component (GO): nucleus
Molecular function (GO): transcription corepressor activity
Source: RefSeq, a predicted model, not a curated record